This is a messenger RNA of Coccidioides immitis RS, 456 nucleotides long. RefSeq lists its product as uncharacterized. The record is from RefSeq and is a predicted model, not a curated record. Bases 1 to 456 code for a protein of 151 amino acids. Lineage: Eukaryota; Fungi; Ascomycota; Eurotiomycetes; Onygenales; Onygenaceae. The transcript is spliced from 2 exons.
AUGUUUCUCUUCUGGCCAGAAGCCCUUGAAAAGUUCUUGGACGAUCAUCACUGCUUCAGACUUGCAACUGCCUUGAAUAUCUUCAAGACUGUGUGUCACAUGCCUAUAGCCAAAACGGAUGUGCAGGGGGAAAGAGCCGAUCGUUACAAGGCCGAGGAUAAGGAGGCUUUGGAGACUCUUCAUCGUCGAGAGCAACUUCUGGAAAAGAGGAUGGCGAUUGAAAUGAAAACCGAAAAGCAUACAUCCGCAGAGCUGGAGGAACUGAAUAUAUUGGACAGUGAGCUGAAGGUAUUGAAGGCGAAGUACUGGAAACAUCAGGAUGAAAUGUAUCAGCUUCAGCCAAAAAGGGCAACAAACCGGUUACUAUGUGGCCAAAAGACGUUAGAGCGUGCAAGGCCAGAGGGGGAUGCUGCGUUCGACAAUGCGGAUGCUGCUUCCGCCCGCGCUCAAGUCUGA